GCGCCCACGGUCGCAGAAGCGCGAGGCGGACGAGCUCAGGAGACGUCUUGCAUCCUAAGGAACUCCCAGGAUGGCCCGUACCAAGCAGACUGCCCGUAAAUCCACUGGUGGGAAAGCGCCACGAAAGCAGCUGGCCACAAAAGCUGCUCGGAAAAGUGCGCCAUCUACUGGUGGAGUGAAAAAACCUCACCGCUAUAGGCCUGGCACCGUGGCCUUGCGAGAAAUCCGGCGGUAUCAAAAAUCCACAGAGUUGCUGAUCCGCAAGCUGCCAUUCCAGCGCCUGGUCCGUGAAAUUGCUCAGGACUUCAAGACAGACCUGCGGUUCCAGAGUGCUGCCAUCGGAGCUUUGCAGGAAGCCAGCGAGGCGUACCUUGUGGGUCUGUUUGAGGAUACCAACCUGUGUGCCAUCCAUGCCAAGCGGGUCACUAUCAUGCCAAAAGACAUACAGCUGGCCCGCCGCAUCCGUGGUGAACGAGCUUAAGUUCCACUCCCCUUCCAACACUUAAACUCCUUUCUUGGCAGCCCCACCCUGUUUGUGUAUUAGAAUACACUCCAGGUUUCCCUUUUUUUUCUCUCUCCUGCUCCUGUUUGUAGUAGCUAGGACAUGUGAGGAAAUGUUAGAUAAUCUAUCAUAGUAGCUCUCCAAGAUCAGGAGACCUGAUUGCUAUUCAUCAUGUACAAGCAAAAAAAGAAAGAAAAAACCUUUGAAAUCUGCAAGGCUUCUGGAUGUUUUUUUGUAAAAACUUUUUUUUUUUCCAGAAUUGCAAAAAAGUCCAACCCAACCAACCCAACAGGGGACACUUUUGAAAUAAUCUGGUUUUAUAUACAAAACUUAAAUAGCUAUAGGCGUUUCAGCGAUAAGAGUUUUUGGUCUUGAGUUUGUAAAAUACUUGCAAGCACUACACACUUCUGUUUCCUGUGUGGGGUUUUUUUUCUUUGUAUUUAGGCAAGGAGUGCUUUCUAGAUCCUUUACUUUCCUCUUUUCCAUUUGUCUUGUGUCUGUGAUUCUAACCUUUGUAUCAAUAGGGAACCACCUUGAGACAGUAAGGAAACAAAUAAAUGUUGAAUGACAACA
Messenger RNA from Python bivittatus (Burmese python), 1075 nucleotides. RefSeq names its product histone H3.3A. Lineage: Eukaryota; Metazoa; Chordata; Lepidosauria; Squamata; Pythonidae. Gene Ontology annotation, molecular function: protein heterodimerization activity; structural constituent of chromatin; DNA binding. The record is from RefSeq and is a predicted model, not a curated record. Gene Ontology annotation, cellular component: nucleosome.